GUGUAGUCUCUUUCCUCCCUAGCGCUGUUGCCGGGGGCAACGGUCCCAUCUGGCCGCAGUGUGUGGCCGAAGCCCGGUGGCGGCCUCUGCGGAUGGACAUCGUGGGAGGAGGGAAACUUUCAGAAGAGCUAGAUGCCGAAAAACCUGGUGUGGUGGUCGGGCUUUCCCUCUGACCCGCAGAAUGGCCGGGGCCAAAUCUUCUCCUGAGCUUCAGUUACAAAAAUAUUAAUAAAGAAUGGCUUCCAUAAGAAGAGCCAGCCAUCCCGCGCGCAAUAUUUUUGGUGAUUUUAGUGAUAUUUCCUUAGAAGAUUCAACAAUGGAAGAAAUCAGAAACUUGAAAAUCAGUAGAAGUCUUACCAAGACAGGACCUGCUCAUAGCAGAUUUCUAAAAGGAAACCAAACCUUGGGUGUAAAACACUCACUCCUGAAAGAGAAGGCUGUUGUGGAUGGUGAGCACAAGCUCUCCUCAGGGAGGCCUCUGACCACUGCCUCGAAGCUCAGGGCCAGCGCCGUGCUCACAAAACUGGCCCAGAUAGAAACCAAGAUUAUGAACAGGAAGGCGCAGAUGGUUUUGUCAGACAUGGAAUCUGACCUGCAGACCUCUGAGGAGAGCCUUCCAAAGAGCACAGAGACAGUCCUUCCCAGGAGUGCAGUCAAACUUUCUUCACACAGCCUGGAAAAAACCUCCCAGAAACAAGCCCAUGAAAUUCCUGUGGCUGAGAGCGGCGCGCAGAAUGGGAAGGUCAGUAGGUUUCUAAAGAGGAGGGAACCACCCGUUGAAAAUACUUUCCCUGAAGCACAUUUUGGAAAAGAGAGGAGUUUUCAAACACCCAAAGAGAAAAAACCUGCUAGAAAACUAGCUUCUCCAGACAGUGAUGAGGAGGAAAUGAAAGAGUUGCUUGGAAGCUUGAUGGAAUCUUCUAGAGAAAAAGAAACAUAUACGAGUCAACAUUUCAGAGGCCCCAGAGUCAGUGAAAAAGAACAGACAAAACUAUUCUUGGAUCGGAUCCCAACUCAGCCAAGAAUCCUUUCACCACCCAGUGAGGAACUUUCCAGCCCAAAGUCAUUUCGGACAUCACGUCUGCCAGGCUCACAGUCCGCAGACGGGACCCUCUGCAGCACGCGUUCUAGAGCUCGCUCCUCACAGACUCACACUUCAGGGGACACGGCCACCCGCACAGCAUCGCUUCCCAUCACUGGCCCCUCCCCAAAGUCAGCCUCCGUGGUGCGGCAGGAGAAGCUGUCCUCCUCCCCCGGAAGGAGUGAGGCUGGGUCUUGUGAUGAGUCACUCUCAGAAGCUGCCGAUGACAGCCUGAACGAUUUUCGAAUCAAUCUUUUAUCCCUUGAAGAUCUGGCUCCAGCUGUCAGUGAGAACUCAGACCUGGAACAGAGAAAAGAAGGCCAGCGGGAUGAGGCAUCCAGCCGAAGCCCCCGGGCUGGGGGAGCCCCCACUCUAAGCGAGGUCUCAGAGCGCCUGAGUGAGCUGUCGGCUCCCAGCCCGAGGCCGAAGUCUCAGGAGCCCACAGCGAGCACCGUGAGCUCGGCUUACUCGGAAGAUUUUGAAACAGCAUCCGAGUCGAGGGCCUGCUCUGAGGAGUCUCCCGACAGGACCCUGGACGCUUCGACAGAAUUCUCUGCAAGUCUGCAGCCAGACCUUGCCCUGCCAACACUGAAGCCUUGGAAGAAGCAGGUCAGGGACAUUACGAGAGUCCUCGUGAAGGAGACAGCCGUGCAGACCCUCGAUCCCGCCUUCACCUACCAGUGGGCAGAGGGGGCCGGCGUGGCGGCCAUCGGGCCUGCCCUGGGAGGUACCUACGUGGACCCUGUGCCCAUUGCCAGUCACGUCGUCAGCGCAGACUCGAUAGAAGCCCUGACAGCCUACAGCCCGGCCGUGUUUGCGCUCAACGACAUGCUGAAGCAGCAGCUGAGCCUGACGCAGCAGUUCGUGGAGGCCAGCCGGCACCUGCACGGGUCCCUCCUUCGGUCCCUGGACCGGGACUCCUUCCACUACCACACCCUGGAGGAAACCAAACAGUACAUCAGGCAGCACAGGCCCGCCCCGCUGUCCAUGGAGGACGCCCUGCAGGAGGUGAAGGAGGAGCUGUGAGCACACAGAGUCAUGCUACGCUGGAUAAGAUGACCCCUGCCCUGGCCUAGAAGUUUCUGAGCUCAAAGAACCAGAGAGAGUGACCAGCACCUCUGCCCCAGAAAGCACUGCCAGUUCUACACGUCUGACCUUCCCUUUCCUUACGUGAGUAGUGUUCUUU
Neogale vison (American mink) is the source of this 2267-nucleotide messenger RNA. RefSeq names its product chromosome 6 C19orf44 homolog (gene C6H19orf44). The record is from RefSeq and is a predicted model, not a curated record. Bases 236 to 2107 code for a protein of 623 amino acids. Lineage: Eukaryota; Metazoa; Chordata; Mammalia; Carnivora; Mustelidae. The transcript has 10 exons.